Molecule: messenger RNA, 14167 nt
Organism: Lymnaea stagnalis (great pond snail)
Lineage: Eukaryota; Metazoa; Mollusca; Gastropoda; Lymnaeidae
Source: the annotation of a GenBank genome assembly
CAGGCGGCCACUUUGAGAGGUUUGACAUGGCUUGAUACACUCAACCUAGAGAAGAACAUCCUUCCUAUAGCCAAGACAGCAUUUCCGUUCACGAUGUUUAGUUAUGUACCGAACCUCCGACAGCUCUUUAUCGCUUACAACACAGUGUCUACGCGUAGAUAUCAGGCUGAAGAAUACGAACCUUGCUACACAAACGUCACUGACAUCUUUGACUCUCUGCCACAUCUUGAAAACUUGUCCAUCGAUUCACUGCCAGAAAUGUAUCUAGGCCUCGAGUUUUCCAAGUUCAGAACACUGAAAAGUCUUGUGCUGUACUGCGUUGAUGUGGACCGGGCCAGAAAUGAUUGUUUUAUUGGUCUGUCCAACUCCACGGUCAAACAUCUGAUGUUGGACACAUUCUCUGAAGUGUUUGAACCUUUUCUGCCAAAGGGAGCUUUCCGUCACGUCAUUCAGUUAGAAUCUCUUUACAUAAACUUUUUUGAGAUUGGAAAUCACAGAUUAAUGAAAGCACUUAAGCCGUUUAACAAUGGCUCCCUGACGUCUUUGAUUCUUAAUAACAUUGCAUUGUCCAGGUACAGAGAGUCGCCAACUGUAACAUUUGAGGAUGGGCUCCUAAGGCGUAAUGUAACCAAACAUAUCGCAAAUACAUGUCUGAGCACACUGGUCCUGGCGAAUAACAAACUGUUUGCUAUAGAGCCGGGAGCCCUAACAGGCCCCACCUGGCUCAGAUGUUUAAAGCGAGUUGACCUUUCCGGUAACUAUAUGGCGAUAUCGGGGUGGCGAAUCGUUAUAUUUGAAUUGCAUAACUUCCAAAUCCUGGAAGAUGUUACUCUGACAUCCCCACCGGCAACUUACCAAGAUGUUCAUACCACAUUUGUUGGCGGCGUGUAUGGCGUACAAACACUGAGCCACUACCUAUCAAACAUACUAACAAACAUACUAACAAACAUGGCUGCAUCUACAAACUUUGAAGCCGAAGUUAUUUUUUCCUUAGUCAAACCCUCUGAGCAUUAUUCCACCAGUCAUAACAUGGUCGGUAGUAAUUUCUCUAUGUCAGCUACAGAUUUAUCACAGGCAAGAAAGACAGACAGAAAAGUAUCAGCCAUUGUAAGAGGUCUUUGGAUUCGAGUUCCAAAGUCAGUCAAGUACCUAAGGUUCGCCUACAUGACUUUAAGGUCUUACUUGACUUUCAACAGUGACGUGAGGUUUGUGGACGCCGAAAACCUGAAAGAAAUCUACGCCAUCGGAAUCCCGCAGUUUCUGUACAGCGCGGGUAGGAUCAGAGGCCUGGAGAACCUCAGAGUGGUGGACGUGUCUGGGUCAAUGCUCAGCGUCCGGGAGUACUUCUACGACGACUUCCCGAGCCUCGAGUUCGUGGUCUUGAGUCACAUCUACCCUGUCAAUUACUUCGAGGCGGUUGUAUCAUUAAAGCGGUUGCUUCAGAACUUGACCAGACUGACCUACCUGGACAUCUCCGACAACGGUCUCAACGCUCUACCCCCGGGCACCUUUUCUGCGAGUCUUAAAUUAGAAAUUCUAAUCCUUGCCAAAAAUCGGUUUUCUAGUAUUCCAUUUGACCUGGCUGCCAUUCCAAGGUUGAAAUAUCUUGACAUGUCAGAAAAUGCCAUUCUAUUCUUAGAAGAGUACGAGAUGGCGGCCAUUGACGAGCGAGUCCGUGAACUAUCGACCUUCACCCUCAAGCUCCAAGGAAAUGGCAUCUUCUGCAUGUGUUCGAGUAUUAAAUUUGUGGGUAAGUUUGUAUUCGUCGGUUUGAGAAUCAUUGAGUUGAAGAAGAUUGUUAGUUUUGAGAACAUCCACAAGGAAGACACAGUUACGAAGUAGCAAUAUUGUCAACAAGACAUUGUGGGUUGAAUGAAGUGAGGGUUGCGAAGUAGCAAUAUUGUCAACAAGACAUUGUGGGUUGAAUGAAGUGAGGGUUGCGAAGUAGCAAUAUUGUCAACAAGACAUUGUGGGUUGAAUGAAGUGAGGGUUGCGAAGUAGCAAUAUUGUCAACAAGACAUUGUGAGUUGAAUGAAGUGAGGGUUGCGAAGUAGCAAUAUUGUCAACAAGACAUUGUGGGUUGAAUGAAUUGAGGGUUGCGAAGUAGCAAUAUUGUCAACAAGACAUUGUGGGUUGAAUGAAGUGAGGGUUGUGAAGUAGCAAUAUUGUCAACAAGACAUUGUGGGUUGAAUGAAUUGAGGGUUGCGAAGCAGCAAUAUUGUCAACAAGACAUUGUGGGUUGAAUGAAUUGAGGGUUGCGAAGCAGCAAUAUUGUCAACAAUACAUUUUGGGUUGAAUGAAGUGAGGGUUGUGAAGUGGCAAUAUUGUCAACAAGACAUUGUGGGUUGAAUGAAGUGAGAGUUGCGAAGUAGCAAUAUUGUCAACAAGACAUUGUGGGUUGAAUGAAGUGAGGGCUGCGAAGCAGCAAUAUUGUCAACAAUACAUAGUGGGUUGAAUGAAGUGAAAGUUGCGAAGCAGCAAUAUUGUCAACAAGACAUUGUGGGUUGAAUGAAGUGAGGGCUGCGAAGCAGCAAUAUUGUCAACAAUACAUAGUGGGUUGAAUGAAGUGAGAGUUGCGAAGUAGCAAUAUUGUCAACAAGACAUUGUGGGUUGAAUGAAUUGAGGGUUGCGAAGCAGCAAUAUUGUCAACAAUACAUUUUGGGUUGAAUGAAGUGAGGGUUGUGAAGUGGCAAUAUUGUCAACAAGACAUUGUGGGUUGAAUGAAGUGAGAGUUGCGAAGUAGCAAUAUUGUCAACAAGACAUUGUGGGUUGAAUGAAGUGAGAGUUGCGAAGCAGCAAUAUAGAGAAACAUAUCAAGAGAGAUAAAGAGAUAUAGAAAGAGAGAGAGAGAGAGAGACAGAAAAAGAGAUAGGAAAAAAGAAAGAAAGAGAGAAAGAGAAAAAGGAUAUAUAUAUAGAAAGAGAGAGAAUGAAAAGAGAAAGACGGAAAGAGAUGAACAAAUAAGACUAACUGGUAGUUACAAUUUAAGUGGCUAAAAACUAAUCAGAAAAUGUUGCCUUAGAACAUAUGUUAUGACGUCAGCUUAUUUUGACGAUCAUUAUGUGAGUCAAGGGUCAUGAGGUGAGUCUCACUAGGGACAAAGGUAAGUCUGAAAUGUGUCAUCAGGUGAUUCUGUGAUGAUAUCUUAAUGUUGUCAUUGAAUUAAUGUCUCCGUGUUUUUAUUGAUGUGACGAUGUCAUCAUGUUGCCAUUGAUGUGAAGAUAUCAUCAUGCUGUCAUUGAUGUGGAAGAUGUCAACAUGCUGUCCUUGAUGUGACGAUGUCAUCAUGCUGUCAUUGAUGUGACGAUGUAACCAUGCUGUCAUUGAUGUGUUGAUGUCAUCAUGCUGUCAUUGAUGUGACGAUGUCACCAUGCUGUCAAUGAUGUGACGAUGUCAUCAUGCUGUCAGUGAUGUGAAGAUGUCAUCAUGCUAUCAUUGAUGUGACGAUGUUAUCAUGCUGUCAUUGAUGUGACAAUGUCAUCAUGCUUUCAUUGAUGUGACGAUUUCAUCAUGCUGUCAUUGAUGUGUUGAUGUCAACAUGCUUUCAUUAAUGUGACGAUGUCACCAUGUUGUCAUUGGUGUGAUGAUCUCUUCAUGCUGUCAUUGAUGUGACGAUGUCACCAUGCUGUCAUUGAUGUGACGAUAUCACCAUACUGUCAUUGAUGUGACGAUGUCACCAUGCCGUCAUUGAUGUGACGAUGUCACACAGCUGCCAUUGAUGUGACGAUGUCCUCAUGUUGUCAUUGAUGUGUUGAUGUCACCAUGCUGUCAUUUAUGUGAAGAUGUCAUCAUGCUGUCAUUGAUGUGACGAUGUCAUCAUGCUGUCAUUGAUGUGACGAUAUCUUCAUGCUGUCAUUGAUGUGACAAUGUCACCAUGCUGUCAUAUAUGUGACGAUGUCAUCAUGCUGUUAUUGAUGUGAUGAUGUCACCAUGAUGUCAUUGAUGUGUUGAUGUCAUGCUGUCAUUAAUGUGACGAUGUCAUCAUGCUGUCAUUGAUGUGACGAUGUCACCAUGCUGUCAUUGAUGUGACGAUGUCACCAUGAUGUCAUUGAUGUGGCGAUGUCAUCAUGCUGUCAUUGAUGUGACGAUGUCUUCAUGCUGUCGUUGAUGUGACGAAGUCAUCAUGAAGUCAUUGAUGUGUUGAUGUCAUCAUGCUGUCUUUGAUGUAUCGAUGUCACCAUGAUGUCAUUGAUGUGUCGAUGUCACCAUGCUUUCGUUGAUGUGACGAUGUCACCAUGCUGUCAUUGAUGUGACGAUAUCACCAUGCUGUUAUUGUUUUGACGAUGUCACCAUGCUGUCAUUGAUUUGACGAUGUCCUCAUGUUGUCAUUGAUGUGAAGAUGUCAUCAUGAUGUCAUUGAUGUGACGAUGUCACCAUGCUUUUAUUGUUUUGACGAUGUCACCAUGCUGUCAUUGAUUUGACGAUGUGCUCAUGUUGUCAUUGAUGUGUUGAUGUCAUCAUGCUGUCAUUGAUGUGACGAUGUCAUCAUGCUGUCAUUGAUGUGACGAUGUCACCAUGCUGUCAUUGAUGUGAAGAUGUCAUCAUGCUGUCAUUGAUAUGACGAGGCUAUCAUGCUAACAUUGAUUGACGAUGUCAUCGUGAUGUCCUUGGUGUGACAAUGUCAUCAUGUUGUCAUUGAUUCUAUCAUUUCUUUAUUUCUUGUUUCAACAGUCUGGCUUCAGCUCACACUCGCCAAACUGGAAAAUGCUGGCAACUACUCCUGUGCAUCUCAAGAUGACAAGAUGACCAGCACAGACAGAUUCUCUGACAUGAAAGGGUUGUGGAGGCAAUGUGUGGGAAGGUAAACACAUUUUGGUCACGUCUGCUAAGGCAUUCUCGAAUAUUGCGAGACUAGAAUGCGGGUUACAAUCAGGUAACCUAUGGCUGUGAUUAAACGACAUUUUCUUUGGCUUCUACUUCCUGUGUCAUACAUGUGAUGAUGAUGAAGUAGUGGCGAAAUAACUGCUGGAACUAAAUAAGGAGAGGUAACUCCAUUCUUGGAGCAGGUAUAUUUAAAAUUGGAAUGAUUAUCACCUCAUUGUGAUUUAUGUGUAACAAUAUUGAGAUUUGUGUAACAAUAAUGAAAAUUGUGUAAAAAUAAUGAGAUAUUUUUAACAACAAUGAUCUCUGUGUAACAAUUUUGAUAUUUGUGUGUAUUAUGGUGUCUGUAAUCUGACCAGAGUAACAUUGAUCUAACCAAUCCGUGAUCUGUUCCUAGCCGGCCCUUGACCUGCUCCCACUCUGCCCCCUGACGCCUCGUUGCAUAUCCAACUGCCAUGUCAUUAGUUUUGUCGUUCUUAUUGUCCAGUCUGUCCUUGAUGGUGACCUUGACUCUCGCCUGCCUAAUGGCCUUGGCCUUCCUCCUCGUCUACCUGAUGGGACGCUUCAAGACAUGCAUUCGGGCGUACAUUCUGAGACUCGUCGCUCCUCAGUUCCGGUCUAUGACGUCAGACGAUUAUAAGACCAACGUGUUUAUUGGCUACGCCGAUGACGACUACAAGUUCGCUAUCAAUGUUCUACUACGGUAAGUUGGCUACACCUAUGACAUAUUUUCUUCUACUUCGGUAAGUUGGCUACACCUAUGAAAUAUUUUCUUCUACUUCGGUAAGUUUGCUACACCUAUGACCUAUUAUCUUCUACUUCGGUAAGUUGGCUACACCUAUGACCUAUUUUCUUCUACUUCAGUAAGUUGACUACACCUAUGACCUAUUUUCUUUUACUUCGGUAAGUUGACUACACCUAUGACCAAUUUUCUUCUACUUCGGUAAGUUGACUACACCUAUGACCUAUUGUCUUCCACCUCGGUAAGUUGACUACACCAAUGAAUAUUGUCUCCUACUUCGGCAAGUUGAUUACACCUAUGACGUAUUGUCUUCUACCUCGGUAAGUUGACUACACCUAUAACCUAUUGUCCUCUACCUCGGUAAGUUGACUACACCUAUGACAUAUUGUUUUCUACUUCGGUAAGUUGACUACACCUAUGACCUAUUGUCUUCUACCUCUGUAAGUUGACUACACUUAUUACCUAUUUUCUUCGACUUCGUUAAGUUGACUACACCUAUGAAAUAUUGUCAUCUACUUCGUGAAGUUGACUACACCUAUGAAUAUUGUCUUCUACUUCGGUAAGUUGAUUACGCCUAUGACCUAUUUUCUUCUACUUCGGUAAGUUGACUACACCUAUGACCUAUUGUCUUCUACCUCGGUAAGUUGACUACACCUAUGACCUAUUGUCUUCUACCUCGGUAAGUUGACUACAUCUAUGACCUAUUUUCUUCUACUUCGGUAAGUUGGCUACACCUAUGACAUAUUGUCAUCUACUUCGUGAAGUUGACUACACCUAUGAAUAUUGUAUUUUACUUCGGUAAGUUGAUUACGCCUAUGACCUAUUUUCUUCUACCUCGGUAAGUUGACUACACCUAUGACCUAUUGUCUUCUACCUCGGUAAGUUUACUACACUUAUUACCUAUUCUCUUCUACCUCGGUAAGUUGACUACACCUAUGACCUAUUGUCUUCUACCUCGGUUAGUUGACUACACUUAUUACCUAUUCUCUUCUACCUCGGUAAGUUGACUACACCUAUGACCUAUUGUCUUCUACCUCGGUAAGUUGACUACACCUAUGACCUAUUGUCUUCUUCGGAAAGCAAUUGACCCACUUUGUGACAGACCGUCAACGACAAUUCAAACAUAUUUAAAGAUACCCCCCAAACUCACCGACAAACAUGUCACUUAUGAUAUCACUUAUCAUGUCCCUUACCAAGUCACUUAUUAUGUCUCGUAUCGUGUCACUUGUCAUGUCACUUAUCAUAUCACUUAUCAUGUCACUUAUCAUGUCACUUAUCAUGUUACUUAUCAUUUCACUUAUUAUGUCACUUCUCAUGUCACUUCUCAUGUCUCUUCUCAUGUCACUUAUCAUGUCACUUAUCAUGUCACUUAUCAUGUCACUUAUCAUGUCACUUAUUAUGUCACUUCUCAUGUCACUUCUCAUGUCACUUAUCAUGUCACUUAUCAUGUCACGUAUCAUGUCACUUAUCAUGACACUUAGAAUGUCUCGUAUCCUGUCACUUGUCAUGUCACCUAUCAUGUCACUUAUGGCACUUAUCAUGUCACUUAUCAUGUCUUGUAUCAUGUCACUGUCAUGUCACUUAUCAUGUCACUUAUCAUGACACUUAUCAUGUCUCGUAUCAUAUCAUUUGUCAUGUCAUUUAUCAUGUCACUUAUCAUGACACUUAUCAUGACACUUAUCAUGUCAUUAAUGAUAAUUUAUUUAUAUAGCGUUUAAAGUUGAGCUGUUGUUGGUCUUUAAUCCUAGCUGCUGUUACGGAUAGCUUAAAUUGCAGGAUAUUUCUAGGUAAAAAAUUAUUGUGGAAGAACUUGAAACGAUAAUGUCAUGGCGUUAAAACCAGGUCAAGUUGUGUGUUUUUAAACACUGAUUACACAGGUACAACAUUAAAACUAGGCCAAGUUAUGUGGUUUUUAAACACAAAUUCCUGAUGACCCAGGUGUGACAUUGGACGCCUUAAGUAGUUUGAUAAGAGAUAAAAGAAGCUGUGAGAGUCAUUAGUUCAUAGCGUUUUUAAAUUAUUCAUUUCUAUUUCAAAAGUUUUCUGGAAGAUGAUUUAGGAGUGAGUACAUUCCUUCAUCACCGUGACCUUGGACCUGGCUAUACCGACCAACUGUUCUACGAGGCCAUUCAAAACAGCUGGCGUGUGCUACUGGUUAUAACGACCACCUUCCUACAGCGGUACCCGAUGGCUGACAUUGUAAUGAAGGUAAAUCACCAACAUUGUCAUAAAGGCAAAUUGCCAACAUUGUCAUGAAGUUAAAGGGCUGAAAUUGUCAUGAAGGUAAAUGGCUGACAUUGUCAGGAAGGUAAAUGGCUGACAUUGUCAGCAAGGUAAAUGGCCGACAGUGUCAUGAAGGUAAAUGGCAGACAUUGUCAUAAAGGCAAAUUGCCAACAUUGUCAUGAAGAUAAAUGGCUGAAAUUGUCAUGAAGGUAAAUGGCUGACAUUGUCGGGAAGGUAAAUGGCUGAAAUUGUCAGGAAGGUAAAUGGCCGACAGUGUCAUGAAGGUAAAUGGCAGACAUUGUCAUGAAGGUGAAUUGCUGACAUCGUCAUAAAGGUAAUUAGCCGACAUUGUCAUAAAGGUAGACAAAUAGUUCAUCAUGGCGUCAUGAAAUAAAAGAAUUCAUUUAUUAAUUUUCGCUUCUGUAAUCGGAAAAAAAUUCUUAUUUAAAAUGGUUUUAUAUUUAAGUGUUUAUAAAUGUGUUAGUAUAAGUGGUUUAUAAUAAGAGUUUAUAAUAAGUGUUUGUAGAAGGGCUUAUAAUACAUGUUUGUAAUAAGUGUUUAUAAUAGUUGUUGAUGAUUCAAAAAUAUUUAAUUAAUGUGAGUAUCACACGUAAUUAAUGCUCAGUUCACACGAACAAAUGUUCGUCGAAUUUAUUUUUCAAAGCACUAUUUUUUGUGUGUUAAAACACAUUGCGUUCAAAAAGAAAUUUGACGAAAAUUUGAUCGUAUGAACUGACCGUUACGAAGUCCAUAUUGAACCAGUAGGCAUAAGCUGAGGUAACAAGAAAACUGAAUGUGAACUCUGGGAAAUCCAGGAUGUCAGUUAUAACGGCUGAUGUGCAGUGAACAUUAGUUUCACUUUUAAACAACACAUGAAGUAAGACUUCGUGGCUGUACGAUGUACAGAUUGUGUUUGUGAUCAAUUUUUUUUAUUAUGGGGUGGGGGUUGUUGGGUUUCCGAAAAUGUCGUUGCCUUGUGUAUCAGAUAUAUUUCCAAUGUUAAAUAGACCAUGUCCAUUUAAUCAUGGUAUUUAUGCUAGUUCUGAAUUUGGCUGUGGGUGCGCAGAUGGCUCUUCAGACCUUGAGACCUAUUCUGGCACGACAUGUUCUAGUGCAGUAGCUGCAAGUGAGAGCUGAGCCACUUGUUAGAGCUGAGCCUCAUGUUAGAGCUGAGCCAGAAAGAAGAGCUGAGCAACAUUUUAAAGCUGAGCAGCAGGUUAAACAUAAUAAUAAUAAUAAUAAAAUUCAUUUCAAAAACACGCUUCAUCCCCAAAGGCUCGAAGCGCGGUACAAAGUCAACAAAAUACAAAUCUAUAAUUUACCACAUUUAAAACAAACGCAACACUAUAAAAACUAAUUACAAGCAUACAAUGGCAAAGUCUUUCUAGCCAUUUCAACCCCAAGCAACACAGCCAUUAUGCAUUAACUGGAAAAUAAGGUAGACAAUCAUCCCAGAAGGUGUUUGCGAAAUAGAUGUGUCUUUAAAUUGGUUUAAACAUGAGCACCUUGUGGGGACACAAGACUGAAUAACUACCUUAACAAAUGGGUAAGACUUCUGCCCAAUUUGAAAUUAGCUUGUUGUAAUUUUAAAUAAAAUAAUCUAUUUCACACAUUUGUAUGGACAUUAGCAUUGAAAAUAGAACUAUACAAAUACAUUUAGAAAAUAAAAAUAUUUUUUUAGGUAUUAUUAUUAUUCUAUUGACGCGGUUCAUAUAAUUAUAAAUACCUACGCAGAUGGGUAAGAGAGUUAAGGAACAAAAAGGGGAAGAUACGUUUGUUUAGGGUUUAAUUUGAAUGUUUAUGUUCAUUGAAAGGACGAUAGGAAAUGUCUGAUCACUUUUAUCAAACCAGAAUGCUCACUGAGAGUUCUUUGAGACUUGCGCAGAGUGUCUUAGAUUUGUACACAAUUCUAACUUUGUUAAAAGAGUCUGUUAAUUAAAUAGCAAAGCAACCAAAAAACAAAUUUUUUCGUAUAAAUAAUUUUAAAAAAAUAAAAUAUCAAGCUAUUGGGGGGGGGGUAGGUGGGGUGGUUGAAAUAAUGACAAAAUAUGGAUACAGGUGACGCACUUUAUAAUAAUCCCAAUUAGUUCCGCGCCCAACGCUCGCCACCUAAUUAAAUAGAAAAGCAACCAAAAAACAAAUUUUUUCGUAUAAAUAAUUUUAAAAAAAUAAAAUAGCAAGCUAUUGGGGGGGGGGGUAGGUGGGGUGGUUGAAAUAAUGACAAAAUAUGGAUACAGGUGACGCACUUUAUAAUAAUCCCAAUUAGUGCCGCCCCCAAGGCUCGCAACCCCACAUUUUUUCACGCCCCUGGAUUAGAUUAAUAUUCUAAAGACCCACCCUCAUUUACGCCGCUGAUUUAUUUCACCAACUAUUUCAGAAAAACAAAAGAAAAUAUUACGCAGCAAACGCACUUGCGAUAUUUCUAGCCUUAAGAAUCUCAUUCAGAGCAGUUAUCGGGAAUUUAUUCUAUCUUCCCCUUGAAAAACAGGAAAUACUGAUUUUUAGGGCAUGGGGUUGUUUUGUUCAGGUCAGGUUCGAUUUCUAUCUUAACUGCCACCCAGUGAACAACUCGUUCAGCAUAUAGUGUGGCCAUCUCUUCCAUUCACCAAUUCCCUCAGGUGCGUGCCGAAGAGCAUAUAAACAAUGUAUGCAACCAGGCAAACAAGACCCCUGGGGUUCUUAAGGCGUAAUCUAAAGAUCGGGUAGUCCAGUCUGAAAGGAAAGGCCCUUAGAGCCUUUGCCCGGCCGCUUUUAGAUUACGUAUCUGCAGUCUGGGACCCAUUUACCCAGAAGAGCUUCGACUUUGUCCUGAACCGCUACAGGAACACCUCCAGUGUUGGCAGCAUGCUGGAAACACUGGGCUGGUCACCAUUGGAGAAACGACGACGCUAUCCAGGCUCUCCAUGAUGUACAAGAUAAAUAAUGGGCUGGUCCACUGCUCCAGUAUUAAACAGAAACUCGUCCCUCUCCCCCAUAGACAGCGACGAGGCCAUGACAGGCAAUUCAGGCUCAUUCUAGCAAGAAGCCAGUAUAGAAGCUGCUCAUUCCUGCCCAAGACAAUCAGGGACUGGAACAAUCUUUCAAAAAGAAAAGUUGAGGCGAAAACAUUUGACACAUCUGCGUCUAUUGCCACAGGCCUUCCAACUCACACAUGAUACCUUCACUGAGUGGCCCUUGCAACCAAUAAAGUAUUGAUUGAUUUUGAUAUUUAUAUUGCGCUGGUAUCCAUGCCACUUUAGCAUGCUCACUGCGCUCUGGUUUAACGGAAUCUAUUUAAACAAAAAAGUUUUAAAAUGUUUCUUAAAUUAUUUUUUAUCAUUUUCAAUUCCCCUCAAACAUUGAGGCAAAUUGUUCAAUAAUUUUGGCGCUAUCGCUUCAAAAAGGCGCACUCCGUAAGAAUUUGUUCUGUGUUCAUUCAUCGUCGGAAUGAUCAAUAAGUUGAUCGUGGGCCCUUAAUAUAAGAAGAAGAAGAAAGCAACGUCUGGAAAGGGUGCCCACCAGGAUAUGGAAGCAAGUGCCGCCCAUGACAUGAGUAAAAAUAGUUUUUUUUUGGCCCCUUGUCUUUGUCAUGUACAUGACAUUUUAUUGUUUAGUUCACUCUAAAUAUAAUAUAAAUAAAUGUAAAUAAAAACUAUUUUGUCCCCCCACCCCCCACCCCAAUAUUUACACCCGGGACAAGUACCCCCCUGCACGAUCCUACGCACGGCCCUGAAUCCAGUAUUUUACUCACCCCUCUGGGAUCAGGUCAUCCAAGGAAGCUUUAUUAUUUUCAAUUGUUCUACACGUGUCCUUGACCUUCCCCGGCCGUCCCGCAUGCUUAACAUUUCCUGCGAAACUUGCACGUACGUUAUUAAAUGAAGAGCGCUUCUUAAGAGUCAAGUGUCCUAGAACUUUGUCAUGGUCAUGCUUCUGACUCGUUGAGCACUGACUGAAAGUACCGGGAUGACCCACUCAACAAACAUAUGUGAGGCGUUGGUCCGUUACAGCGUCGACGAAGAGUUGUCUUUACAGCGCCGUUACAGAGUUGUCCCUCUUUUAAUCAGAUGCUGUCUAGAUCUUUGGUUGUAAACGUGUCAAUGCAAUAUUCAACCACGGACGGCUUUGACGUCAAGGGCAUCUGUCAGAUGCUGUCAAUUUAAACGGAGUUUGAAAAGACUACAAUACAAUACAAGUAGUACCAUUUAUUUGAAUUAGUUUUUUAAAAUGCAUUAGUCUUAAACGUCUCAAAUCCUUGUGACUUGAUCGCUUGUUUUAAAUGCAUACAAAAUUUUCUCAAACACAUUUCUGAAGGGCUUCAGCUUACGUCCAUCGUAAUGUGUCAGUUUUUCACAUUCAGGGCCAACCCUACCACUUCCAGGGCCAACCCCGCCACUUCCAGGGCCAACCCUGCCACUUCCAGGGCCAAUCCUACAACUUCCAGGGCCAACCCUGCCACUUCAAGGGCCAACCCUGCCCCUUCCAGCGCCAACCCUGCCCCAUCCAGGAAAAACCCUGCCCCAUCCAGGGCCAACCCUGCCACUUCCACGGCCAACCCCACCACCACCAGGAAAAACCCUGCCACUUCCAGGGCCAACCCUGCCACUUCCAGGGCCAACCCUACCACCAGGGCCGGCGCUAGGGAAUGACGAAGUAGGCGACCGUUGCCGUAGUAUAUUUAUAGUAUACCUAAGCCUACUAAUAGUUCCCAAUCCAUUUAGGCCCCAGUACAACGGAUCUUAAUGUCCUAUCGGCGGAAUAUAUAACGUAAACGGCACCGCAAAAUUCAAUUUGCCCAAGGCCCCGCACCCUCCUAGCGCCGGCCCUGUUACCACAUCCAGGGCCAACCCUGCCACAUCCAGGGCCAACCCUGUCACAUCCAGGGCCAACCCUGUCACACCCAGACGAUCCAACAGCUAACACAUUUCUAUGUGUAUCUGUUUAUUAGCUAUGUAAUCUAAGCGUUAAUUGUUUACAUAUUUUCUGAUUCUCCUUAACUCUAUUUAUGACUUAUAACCUAUAGGAAACACCCCCAAAAAACGUUACUGAAAUUAUAUUCAAAAAAAGUAUUUAUGUAACGAUAAGAAUAUUUUAAAAAUAAAUGUAUAGUCUUCAAUUAAAUUUUACAAUUUGAGAACCUUCAAUUCGUUGAACUACUUUGUUACUACUUUCACAAAACCCAUCAAAUUAAAGUACGGCUUGUUCAUAGGGGUCAAUUCAUUGCCUUGUGUUUAUUGUCUUUCCCAGUACGCAAGCGGGUCUCUGACCCCAGUCAACCAGGGGCGUGUCUUUGUGCUGGUUGAGGGCUCUCAGGUCCACAACAUCCCUUCCUACCUCCAUGAUGUUUUGGACGACACGAGGAUCAUUACUGUCCAUGACCUUGACCAAUCUCUGACCUACGAGCAGAAACAGAGCAUCAUUCAGUGUCUGAAACCUUCAAUCUGAACAAUAGAGACCUUCAAUCUGAACAAUAGAGACCUUUUCUCCUAACAAUAGAGACCUUCACUCUCAACAAUAGAGACCUUGACUCUGAACAAUAAAGAUCUUCACUCUGAAACAUAGAGACCUUCAAUCUGAACGAUAGAGACUUACAAUCUGAACAAUAGAGAGCUUUCCUCCUAACACUAGAGACCUUCACUCUGAACGAUAGAGUCCUUCACUCUGAAUGAUAGAGCCCUACAAUCUGAACAAUAGAGACCUUUUCUCCUAACAAUAAAGACUUUCACUCUGAACGAUAGAGACCUUCACUCUGAACAAAAGAGACCUAUAAUCUGAACAAUAGAGGCCUUUUCUCCUACAAAUACAGACCUUCACUCUGAACAAUAGAGACCUUCAAUCUCAAUACUAGAGACCUUCCCUCUGAACGAAAGAAACCUUCACUCUCAACAAUAGAGACAUUCACUCUGAACGAUAGAGAACUUAACUCUAAACGAUAGAGACCUUCAAUCUGAACAAUAGAGACCUUCAAUCUGAACAAUAGAGACCUUCAAUCUGAACAAUAGAGACCUUCAAUCUGAACAAUAGAGACCUUCAGUCUGAACAAUAGAGACCUUCAAUCUGAACAAUAGAGACCUUCAAUCUGAACAGUAGAGACCUUCAGUCUGAACAAUAGAGACAUUCACUCUGAACGAUAGAGACCUUCAAUCUGAACAAUAGAGACCUUCAGUCUGAACGAUAGAGACCUUCAAUCUGAACGAUAGAGACCUUCAAUCUGAACGAUAGAGACCUUCAAUCUGAACGAUAGAGACCUUCAAUCUGAACAAUAGAGACCUUCAAUCUGAACAAUAGAGACCUUCAAUCUGAACAAUAGAGACCUUCAAUCUGAACAAUAUAGACCUUCAAUCUGAACAAUAGAGACCUUCAAUCUGAACAAUAGAGACCUUCAAUCUGAACAAUAGAGACCU